Messenger RNA from Fomitiporia mediterranea MF3/22, 864 nucleotides. RefSeq lists its product as uncharacterized. The record is from RefSeq and is a predicted model, not a curated record. The coding region runs from base 1 to 864 and encodes 287 amino acids. NCBI's taxonomy places the organism in Eukaryota, Fungi, Basidiomycota, Agaricomycetes, Hymenochaetales, Hymenochaetaceae. The transcript has a single exon.
AUGAGCAAAACGACGUCUAGAACAUCUCACAGCAGGCCUGGAAAAGUAAAUUCAGAGCAAGUCUUUGAGGCCACUCGAGAUGAAGCCGAUAUCCGCAUAUCUUCAAUGAGAAUAAAAAUUGGUAGAACAAAGGAAAUAAAGAGGCGCAUUGAAAAUAUUUACAUGGCGUUAAAUGAGGCGGUCAUAGCGCUUACGGAUAAAGAAACUGCCGCUCAACAGAUGGAUAAUGAAGCAGCCGAAUUCUCUGAGAAGGCGACGAGCAGCUCAAGUGAUAUACGAUCGAAGUCAACAAGAGAGAAGAGCGAAGCAAAGGAAAAACAGAGAGUAGCAGAACGAAAAUUCGGCAAGUCACUGGAGCAAUUCAAGAAAGAAAAGAAAUCGUUUGUUUCAGAUGCGGAAAAGAACUUCCAGUUUGGCAAAAAUCCCUAUGACAGACCGAGAAAUCAACGUGAUGUCGCAAUGGACAAGGCAAUCAUUACAUGUUUGGAACACUGUCUUUACUUGUUGGAACACGAGCCAUCGGUAGAUCUUUGUCGAAGAGCGGCGGAAACAUUGAGACUCUACAUCGACGGACUGGCGGAACUUUGUACUGAAUAUGACAACAUCAAUGUUCCUAGGUUAGAAAGCAAGAAAGCAGGGUUAGAGAAGACCGUCAAAGGUAAAACUGGACGGAAAGAGUCGAAGAACGAAGUACAGUGUGAAGAUGAAACUCAACAGAUGGAGCAAAUAGCAGAGGAGGUUAAAAGUAAGAACGGGUCUCUGAGAUCCCAAGAGGACGGAUUAAACGCGCCACUAGAAAGCAUGGCAAGCUUGAGGGCUCAAGCCGAGUCAGACCAAUCGACGAGGAGGGAAAAGGGUGCAUAA